Punica granatum (pomegranate) is the source of this 2220-nucleotide messenger RNA. Lineage: Eukaryota; Viridiplantae; Streptophyta; Magnoliopsida; Myrtales; Lythraceae. The record is from RefSeq and is a predicted model, not a curated record.
AGAAAAUGAGUGCCCAAAGGAAAGUCGAUUGCCCUCCUAGCAAGUCAGUCCGUGCACGAGUUUCCCUCCCGAUAAGUGUGUUGAAUACGGAUUUUCCAAGUUCGCCGGUAGAGUUCUUUAAUACGUUGGAGUAGGGCUUGGAAUGUGGGUGCACAGCUACCCUCCCCGGAGAUAAAAUUGCGCACCACCAAGGAGUCCACCUCAAGUAUCACUUUCCGAAAACCUGAAUUCCAAGCCAACUCUAGACCCGUAAGAACUCCUUAUAAUUCAGCCAUCGUGACAGAAGUGAUUCCAAUAUUUUGCAGAAAAUCGAUCACCCAACCAUCACUAUCAUUGCGUAUUAAGCCACUAGCCCCUGCUAUUCUUGGAUUCCAACGAACAGAGCCAUCGGUGUUCAACUUGAGAAAAUCUUCGAGUGGCUUCAACCAGCGAAUGUCCAUCCAAACCUUAUUGCUACCACCUCCCACAGGCCGAGCUGCUGCCUAGGACUCUCGAAAUCCCGAGGCAGUGCGAAUAAUUGCUUGUGUACCCGACUCCGGGCGGGAGAAAUCGGGGUCAAACAACACUUUAUUUCGCCAACUCCAUAUUAACCAACAACCCGUGGCAAAGAUAGAAGGCCUGGAGUGGAAUGGUUGGCCUACUUGUAUAUCCUUCUAAUUAACUUCCAACUUCGAAUAACCUCUAUCUCCUCCUAAUUGCACCAUACAAUGUCAACCACUGAGGGCUCUCCUCUCCCCAAAAAUCUUCAGCCUGACAACCUUUUUGUAAGUGGUCGAAAUCUUGGGCGCCGCACAACAAAACCAUCAUCAGUCACCAUAUAUAUAUAUAUAUAUCUAUCGAUCUAUCUAUCUUCUUCAAGUCAAUUCUUCACUUCACUGCCAACGUACUUCCUGAUUACCCCUCUCUCUCAUCCACCAUGUCAGCCCCUAACAACUCUCGCCUCCCCAAAUAUCUCCAAGAAGUCGACAACCUAACAGAUGAAUGUAGAGAACUCAUUAGCACACUCCCAUCCGAGAUGGGUUGGCUCCCGAUGUUCAUGCACUUCUACCAGGGCAUCUGGUACAGCACCCGCACACUGAAGGCGAUCCUCCAGGUUCAACACCACUUCAGGGCUCUGGACUCCGACAUCGUCCUUGUGUCCACCCCCAAGUCAGGCACCAUAUGGCUUAAAGCCAUCCUCUUUUCCCUCCUAAACCGAUCCUACUACCAUUCUAAUAAAAAAGUGGAUCAUCCCUUGCUCCGGAAAAAUCCGCACGAACUCGUACCUUUCUUGGAAAGCCUCCACAUGUUGGACACGAAUCCGGACCUCUCCUCAUUCACUUCCCCAAGGCUGUUUGCCACCCACAUCCCCUUCGGAUCACUUCCAGAGUCCAUGAAGAAUUCCAAAUGCAAGAUUGUGUACUUGUGCAGGAACCCGAAGGACACAUAUGUCUCCCUAUGGCAAUUUACAAAUAAUUUACUGCCCAAGGAAACUGGGACGACAAGCCCACUUGAGGAGACCUUUGACAAGUUUUGCAGAGGGGUGAGCAUGUACGGACCAUUCUGGGACCAUGUCCUGGGCUACUACAAGGCCAGCUUGGAGAUGCCCCAUAAGGUCUUUUUCCUAACGUACGAGGAAAUGAAGGAGAAACCUCGUGAGCAGUUGAAGAGAUUGGCUGAUUUCCUGGGCUGCCCUUUUUCGGAAGACGAGGAGGAGGUUGAUGGUGGGGUUGAUGAGAUCCUACGGCUCUGCAGCUUCAACAAUUUGAGCAAGCUAGAGGUGAAUCAGAACGGGAAACUCUCGACAGGGCACGAGAACAAGUCGUUCUUCAGAAAGGGCGAAGUGGGAGAUUGGGUAAGCUAUUUGACUCCUGAUAUGAUUGAGAGGAUCGACCGCAUCACUGAGGAGAAGUUCCAUGGGUCGGGUUUAAAGCUCUAGAAGCGAUUUGGUUGAUCUCCACUUGUUCAUUGCCUACUCUCCAGUACCAAUGCAACCUAUACCAACAGUACUCGAUUUACUGUUUACAUAGACUGCAAACUCUCCCCUAGUAAUGAUCAAAUUAUAUAAUAAUAAUAAUAAAUAAAAAGAUGUAGCGCAAUGGUGCACAACGAACAGAACUUGGUUCGCUGCUAUUUGGUGAUAAUAAACUUCUUUACCCCGCCUUUGUAUUUCUCAGGGUGUUUUUCUUUUGUAAUGGGAGUUGGCUGCAUUAUCCUACUGAAGAAAAAGAGGGUGUAGUA